AUGGUCUGAAUUGAUAUCGGAUAUUGAAAAGAGUGUAUGUAGGUAUAUUUUUGGCGUCCCGGGGUUUCCGUUCUGCUGGAGACAAUAGCUUAUCGGAGUGCUGAUUCCAGCAAACGGGCACCACACCACACCACAACACGAGAUAGAGACAAGCUUUCCCGCUAAUUGUUACCGGGGGAGGAUAACGAUCUAACAAGAUUUUCAUCUUCUCUCAUUCCAGCAACCAGUUGUUCAAGUUCCCCAUUAUCCUAGAAGCACCCAUCAUCCUCUUAUCGUACUUGGCACUUGGAAUAUUGGGACCUGAAGUCUAAGAAGAAGGGAAAAGGGCGCGACCUAAGAACAAACCCAAUCAAGUCAUGGCCGAGAAAGUCCAACCACCUUUCAACGUGUAAACGUGUAAAGGCCCGCGUCAAGCUCACGCUAUUGCCAUCAAAACAUUGUCCAUCAUAUCAGUAGCGAUGACGGUCGCAAGUAGUCAGGAACAUGUGAAGCUAUUGAGUAGACAUCAUCGCAGCGAUUGGCCAGGCGAUGAUGGAAAGCACGAGAAACGCUCAGGUACUACGCUGUCAACGAAUGAAAAGGGUGCAACUUUCGGGAUAACUCCUAAAGCGUAAAGUAUCAAGUAGCUGAGUAAACGACUUUCUUUUCUCCAAAUGCUUGGGAGUUGGAAGUUUCUCGUGUUGGACUGAACCUUCGGAUCAAAAUAGAUUUCCUAUCGAUCAGGCUCACCAAUGACGCAGAUCGGGGCGUGUGAGUGGAUGAGCAAGUGCGGGAAAAUUAACUUUGGAAGUCGGGGGAAAAGUGGAAAGAACAUCCAACGCAGAGUAGUGGGCGAGCAAAAAGUCGAAUGAGACAUGGUGCGGAAUCCGGAAGAACGAUUUCAGUCUUUCUUUUUACUGGUGUCAUUUUUUUUAUACCAUCCCGGCCAUCAUCAUAAUCAUAUCAUCGUAUCAACCCAUUCCAUCGUAUUCCGCACUUGGAGUCUUUUCUUUUCUUGUCUUGGACGACAUCGAAUGAACGAUAAUCAAAGCUACUCGUUAUCUAGUUGGAGUAGUCGGCAGUCCACUGAUAUCCGAUUGGAGCGUAUGUACGACGUUUCCACACAACUCACUGUCCUAAGAAUCCAAAGUAUUUUGAUUUUCAUCCCUAUGUUCCUUUCCAUUUUCACCCUCAUCAUUCUCAUUCAUGAUCCAAGUACAGCCACUUGUAGAUGCAUUACCAAGCCAGUAGGUGCAUGCAGCAUGUGCAGUAGUCACUUCUUCAUCUGUGGAGGAUCGAAGCUCGUAAAGAUUAGAUCCAAAGUUAAAAGUGGAAGGUUAAAACUUAUUCCCAAGUGGUGAGUAGUGAGUAAUGAGUAGUGGGUAGUGAGUAGUGAGUAGUGAGUAGUGAGUGGUCGAGUCAAAGGUCUGAAGCUUGAAGAUUGAUACCUUGAUACC
Molecule: messenger RNA, 1436 nt
Organism: Botrytis porri
Lineage: Eukaryota; Fungi; Ascomycota; Leotiomycetes; Helotiales; Sclerotiniaceae
Exons: 3
Coding region: 855-1340 (161 amino acids)
Source: RefSeq, a predicted model, not a curated record